This is a messenger RNA of Geodia barretti, 2416 nucleotides long. NCBI's taxonomy places the organism in Eukaryota, Metazoa, Porifera, Demospongiae, Tetractinellida, Geodiidae. The record is from the annotation of a GenBank genome assembly.
UGGCCAGAGUAAACAGCACGCCUCCGCUAGUACCACCCCCAUUGUUUCCACAUUCAGGCCAAUGAAUGGCGUUCAGUGCGGCUUUAUCUAUUUAGCUAUCCCUCAACAGUUGCUGAGGAACGCCUCUCAACAAGUGAGGAGGUCAAUGAGCGUGUCACAGAGUUGGAUAAAAGCUUCACCAAGUAUAAGGGCACUGUAAAGGACUGCUUGAAGAGAAGAACACCAGUAAAGAAUAUUGUAGAUACACUAACAUCUGCAGACACUGAUGAGUAUCAAAAGGCAUUUCUAGAAGCUAAAGUGGACAAGCUGUGUCAAGCGGUUGAGCACAAUGACCACAAUCGUCUGUUCGUAACAAUGAACUUUAACUGGAACUAUCUCGACCCCAGUCUGCUGGAUCUCCUUGUCAGAGAGUUUGAUUUGGAAGAGGUAAAAGUACAGAUGGACGCCUACCAGUCUGAUCUGAAACGGUUUAGAGUGCAAACACCGCUGACUCCUUUCUGCCAAGUGUGCAGGAGAAAGAGACUUCGAUCGUCACCAGACUUCCAGGCUGCAGUUGCUGAGUUUGAAUGGCCAGAUGAUGUGACGCUGGAAGUCGUGGAGCAGUUCCGUCAAGAGCAUGCCUCUCACUACGAUCUCCGUGAAUGUGCUAUGGUGCUCUAUUCAAGUGAGGAUCUUCAUUGUUUGAUGUUUGACUAUAGUAAAGACCCGUCUAUUGCAUUUGGCAUCCUCCCAAAAUGUUAGAUCUGUUGCCAAAGAGCAUUUGGCACUUGUAUUCAUGGAUUCAGCCACUCACUUUCUCAACAAAAAGGGGUGACUACUUCCAGCUACACAUUUUGCACUCCACACAGUGUGUUAGAAUAGUACCUACACAUGUGUUCUCUCUCUUCCAUCACAGCACUAGAUGUUUCUUCCACCCCAAACUCAAAAAGGGUUUGCAGAAACUGACUAAGAGAAUGGUGAGGUGGUCUCACUGGUCUAUCUGUACUAAACUAUGUGUCUCAACCUUAUUGUGUGCAGGUGUAACGACUGAUCAACCAUGCGUGCAGAACUCAUUUUCUGUCCUAGAAAUACCCUUUUUUGGUGCAAAGGGAGAGUUUUCAAUGACAUAAUGCGUUUGAAGUCAUGCGCGCCCAAGCACACGUAUUAUAAUACACGCGCAUGCGGAAGCGCUGUAGGGAGAAUGGCUGUCGCGGACCAUGCGGACUCAGUCGCGGAGAGCUCGGAGGAGACUUUGCUGACUCCCGAUGAUACCGAAAGCGUGUAUUUAGAUCUAUUCCCGGCAAGAAACCGCUCCUACUACCUCGCUCUCAACUUGAGGUUGCCCAAAGACGUAGUGGAAGACAUACAUGUGGCUCAUAAAAAGCCGGGCCAUCGGCUCCGCCGCGUCGUGGAGGAAGUUUUGAGCCGUGGGUCCAGCGCGACGUGGAGGGAUAUUGUAGACGCCCUCAGGCAUCCUGAAGUCAAUAUGUCCCCACUGGCUAACACGAUAGAGGCACGUUUCCCAGACCCUGAGCAGCCUAUCCCCGAAUCCCCUUCUGUUGAAGAACCUGUUGCUUCAGAAACGGAAAAGACCUGCCAGCCAGCUCUUCCUACUUCCCUGACUUUGGCUACAUUGUCCAGUCUGGGAACUGUACCAUCUGACAAACAAAAAUCAACUGAUGCAUCAACCACUGUACAAUCUUCCAAUCAACCUGCAACUGGCAGAGUUGCAGUCCAUCACGGGAGGAGUAAGUAUGGAGUGAAACGGAUAAUCAGAGAGCUAGAAAAAGGGUUCGAAUGUCUCAAGGACUCUGUUGGAGAAUGCAUCAGGAAACGAAACGUUGAUGUUUCGGACGUUUUGGAUGCUCUGACGUCACUUGGUGCUGACGAUAACGACCAUCACAAAAUGUUCCUCGAAAGGAACUUGGAUGAUCUCGUCAAGGCAGCGGAUAAUUCCACACUGUUCGAGAAGAUGAAAUCGCACUGGAACUACCUCGACCCCAGUCUACUGGAUCACCUCGUUGGUGAGCUGGAUUUGGACGAGGUCAAAGGACAGAUGAAAAAGUACAAGUGUGAUCUACAGCAGUUCAAAUCGGAGACGCCGUUGGCACUGUUCUGCCAGACACAACCGGAAAAGGCAGUGAAGCCCUCGCGAGCAUUUCGAGAGAUGGUUGCAGAUUUCAAAUGGCCAAAGAAUCGCUACCGUGUCACGCUAGAGGUUGUGGAGCAGUUUCAGCAAGAGUAUGCAUCCCACUACAGCCUCCAUCAGUGUGCCAUGAUGGUUCAGAAGUCCUUUCCACGCUCUUCAUUGUACUGAUCCAUGAAAGAAUGUCAUUAGUGAUUAUGUCAUUGAUUUACCAAUCCAAAUCGGCAAGUAAAGCAAGCCUAUGCAUAGAAUGUGGUGCGAUUUUUGUAUGGACGGAGACUAUUAUUUCUG